AGGAAAUUAUUCGAAGAAGCAAAAUAAUGUAACUGCUGCCCGUUUAAUUUUCACAAGAGUGUGACUGCUUUUGUAUGUAUGAGAAAACAUGCGAGAAAAUGGGGAAAUGCAAUUGGCAAAUUAGUAUGAAAAUCCAUCAAUUUUGGCAUAUAAGUUGGACGCUAAUUUUCUGCAUGGGAUACCAUCUAAUGAGCACCGUAGCGGAUUUGAUUGAAAAAAAUUCAACUCUCUGCCAAUAAACGCCAAUUGCCGUGCAUGGGCUUUAUAUGGCGGCUGUAAUGACUGCUUGUAUUUUUAAUUUGGCUGAUUGCUCGGAAAAUAUAUAGCGCCUAUAAAGGAGCGCAGGAGGGAGGUAUGUAUAGUUCCAUGUUAAUGUGUCACACCUCAAGUUUACCUUGAAUUUUUCUGACGCUCUCUCAAACACACCGUCUAUUUGUGAUGUAUUUGCUCCUCAGUUAAUGAAAACCAUUCUUUUUUUUCUCUUUCAAACACCAUGUAUGACUCAAAAUGCUAAAGGCAACGUCGCCGAGGGAGGAAAAUGAAUAAAAUAUUGAGUUUUAUUACUAAUUGAGAUGUGCUAGAAAAAAAGGUUUAUAGAUAUGGAAGAACUAGGCAUCAGGUUUAUAUGAAGAGGUGGAACAUAUUACCUGGUGCUUUAUUGACUGUUGCGUGUAUUUGCGAUAGCAAUAUUUUGGAUUAUGGAGUAAAAAUAAACACUAUUAAAAGAAUUUCCCCCCGACGAUUGUAUGUGCACGAUAGGACGAGGAAUUUAAUCUGGAUAAAGGAAAAACCAAUGUGAUGACUCAACUUAAGGGGGAAAAUCAGGGAAAUUUUGUUUGAAUAUUUUAUAUUUUAGGAGUAGCGUGAUAAAUAUUACAAAUCACAGGGCGUUCCAUUCAUGCAGCCGUCUUAAAAGGAGUUUAUUCUCUCCAUUAUGGAAUAGUUCUUUAUUCAAUGUUAAUCUUCUAGUACAGAAUUAAGAAAGAAUCUCAAAAACAAUAAGAAAUCGUCAAAUAGAGUCCAUAUUUUCUAUUAACUGUGAAAAGACAUAAAAAAAUUAUUUGAACAUUUAAAGAAUGACGUCAUUAUCGUGCUUUUUUGAGGUUUUUUUUAAUAGAAUUUUUUGCAUGCUGAGAAAAUGAGUAAAAUCGGUAAAAUUCUUUGCUGGAAAAUUAAAUUUUAGAUAAUUUUAAGAUUUCCAAAUGAAAAGACGAUAUUUUUUACAAAAAAAAAUCUCUUAAUUGUGCUAUGAAUGGAACACAUUGCAUUUGAGCCUAUUAAAUUUCACUUUUCUUAAUUUAUUUUAAUUAUUUUUGCGUAUUUGAAAGCAAAAGCGUAGGAUUGUGGUUCAAAUGUUGUCCCCAUUUGCCUCUUUGGGAUUCAGCUUAAUUAACUUAAAUAAAGUGUUUGAGCUCUCAGUUGCACAAACGCCCCACAAAAUGCAAGCUCACAAAAGUCAUUGAAUCUUCGCGCACACAUUUAGGGAAAUUGCAUGCAGAUUUUCUUCUACUAAACUGUGUGUGAGGCCUGUCUUUUGGAUGAAAAAUGAACUCGUCGCGUGUUCUCUUCCACGGAGUUUUGUCGCCUUGUAGCCGCAUGCUAGCUAUAUAGCGGCGGGCGGCGUCAAUGUGUUUUAUACAUCUCCGAGGCCGCGGUGUUUGAGAUCGUACGGAGCCGUCGUCAUUCAGUGUGAAACCUCCGAAGAGGCAUGAGGUGUUGCUCCACGCGGUCUGUGAAUUGAAUGUAUGGACAAGGGGAAAAGAAGUGUAUGCAGUGUGGUGUUGUAGAGUUUCAUUCACGGAGCACGUCGUUGUGUAUGAGUCAGUGAUUUUUUGGACAAGACUUCGAAGGUGAAGAAAAAAAAUAAGUGGCAGUACUGGAAAAAAAAAGAAAAGCAAAUCUCUCCAGCAAUCAACUCGCUGUUAUAUCAUUCGUUGGAGUUAUUUCGUGAUUGGAGGAGUAAUAAAUAAUAUAGGAUUUUUUUUUGCACACCACUAAAAGAAAAACCGUGAAAGAAUCACGCAAGAGUUUCUCAAAAGUGGGCUUGUCUUGUGUGUGCAUGAGUUCGGAGGUUUAUAAAGUAGAAAAAUUUAAUUUUUUUUAGGCAAGAAAAAGGCAUCUAAAUUGCACGUACAGCGCAUUAGCAAUUGACUUGCAUUGAUGUGGAAUUAAUUGCAUUUUGAGAAAAAAGACUCGAGAGCUACUCAAUGGAUAUAUAAAAAAAAUUGUGAAAAUCAUUUUUUCUUCUUGCUGCAGAGAGCAUUUCACUCCCAGCAGUGUGUGUUGAAUGUGGAAAUUUAAUGCGCCAAGUUGGUUGGAGAAUUUGAAAUUAUAGACAUUUCGUGGAUACCGCGCGAGCCGCAAAUAAAACCCGAAAGAGUUGAGUGAAAUUUUUUUUCACAACAUUUUCGGUUAGUGUGUCACUCCAAAGAUUGAAAUCCAAGAGAUGCCAACAGGCAAAUUGUAAAAGACAUUUCACCUGACUGAGGAACGAAGGCAUAUCUCAUGAGAUUUUCUCAUUAAGUGCUGUGUGCGUUUUGUUAGACAAGCUGAGAGAAAAAAACUCUGCAUUUCGUAAUAAAAUCGUGAUUUUUUUCGGGGGGAUUGGCACCUCAAAGAACAAAAAGAGCAACAUUAGGAGUUGAGAAAGACGCUGACAGAGACAGAUGAGUGAUGUGGAUUAUCCAACAAACCCCCCAUAAAUAGAAAAUCAAAAAAAAAGAAACUAUAAUAUUACAAAUUGUGCGUUCUCUGUGGUAUAAAAAAAAAGAUUUUGUGGGUAAAAGGACCACAAGAAAGGACAUAGAGACAAAAAAUGGAUCAUAUGAGAUCCUAAGGACAAGGGACAUACCUAUAGUGGAAAAAAAGGCAAGGUGGCAUUUCAAACCGAAGGCGUUGAGCGCCGUUGGGUGCGUCAGGCCGUGAUGGGUGUUCUUCGGUGGCGCGAUUUGCCCGGAUCCCGGAAUUCCGUGGGUGCCCGGACAUCGAUUGAGACUUCUCGGGAAGAGCGAGUACCCAACCUGCAUAUGCCAGUAGAUUCGCAGAGCCUUCCAAAUGGCCAGCAAACAAGUGGCUACCGCACCCUCCGACACUCCCUCAGCACCUCAUCGAGUUCCACACCAGCCUCACCGCAGCUUCCGGCUCACCAUAUGGUGCACACCUACCAAUCACAAUCCUCCGUUUCUUCGCAGGCCUCCUCAGUGGCGGCCCCGCCAUCGCAGCGACUCCUCGAGGAGACACUGGCCAAGGGGGCGCCUUACCCAAUGAUUGUCCUCCCUGGGAAUGGGGGCUACUGGCUCGAUGGGACGGAUCAUGAGUGUGCCUUUGAUGCACACGGAAACCCCGUUCUGGCACACAAUGCCUGGCGGGCAAAAUUUGAAACGGACGACACGGCAAAGUGCUACAGACGCUUCUUCAUUGGGCGCGAGCACUCAAAUCUCGUGGGGCACGAUGAAACCCUGGGGCCGGUCCUCAUGAGCAUCAAAUCGGAGAAUGUGGCGAAUCAGGAACAUGUGCGCAUCCUCCUCCGGCUACAGUCGGGUACAAUGCACGAAAUAAUCCCAACGUCCUGCCUCAUGCCAAACCCAUCACCGAUCCGCAUGGCUAAGUUGCUCAAUGAGCAGAUCAAUGUGGACACACUGACACCCAUCCUCUGCCCAAAGGCAUCCACCUCUAUUGCCAGCUACGAUGAACACGUUCUCGUGAGUAACUUCAAAUUCGGUGUGCUGUACCAGAGAUUUGGGCAGACGGCUGAAGAGGAGCUAUUUGGCAACAACACAUCAUCACCGGCUUUUGAGGAAUUCCUCGAUAUGCUGGGGCAGAGGAUUAAGCUAAAGGAGCACAAAGGCUACCGCGGUGGGUUGGACAUCCAGAAUGGGCACACUGGCGACACAGCUGUGUACGAAGUAUUCAAGGACCGUGAGAUUAUGUUCCACGUGUCCACACUGCUGCCCUUCACGGAGGGUGAUCCGCAGCAGCUGCAACGCAAACGACACAUUGGCAACGACAUCGUGGCUAUCGUGUUCCAAGAAUCCAAUACACCCUUCUCCCCAGAUAUGAUUGCCAGCCACUUCCUCCAUGCAUUCAUUGUGAUCCAACCACUGGAACCGAAUACCCCAAACACGCGAUAUAAGGUCUCAGUCACGGCGAGGGAUGAUGUACCCUUCUUUGGGCCAACCCUCCCCAAUCCGGCUGUUUUCCGCAAAGGUCCCGAAUUCACGGAAUUCCUCCUGACGAAGCUCAUCAAUGCCGAGAAUGCUUGCUACAAGGCGGACAAAUUUGCCAAACUCGAAUUGCGCACACGAACAUCGUUGCUGCAGAAUCUCGUGAUGGAAUUGCGGGAGAAAACACGAGAUUUCCUGGGGAUGGAUAUAUCACCAUCAUGUGGAAAUAUGUCCCCAUCACCGGAUACAUCCAAGUCUGAUAGCGGAAAUGCAGGAAGUCGUUUCAUUGACACCGUGAAGAAGGCGCUCAAUUCACGGCUGAGGUCGCAAAGUGUUGACACGAGUGCUGUGGACAAGGUGCAGAAUCCCCAAGGAACACUUGGGAUGGGGAAGAAGACCAAAGAGACGGAGAAUUCAACUGGAAGUAUGACACGAACAUUGUCCAAGUCAAAUACUGGGUCCAUUAAGAAAUCUCCUGAGGGAUCUAUUGCCUCAUCACCGGAUAUCACGUCGCGUGGUCCAAUCAACAACAACAACCACACCAGUAGCAACAACAACGCCACGGUCAAUGGGAAUGGGAACGGACCGGCAAUGUCGGAGACGAGUGAUGAUUCCAGCCUCAAUAGUGUUGACCUGGAUCCAAUGGCCUUCCAGAAUAUCGAUGGUGGAGCUACUUACAUUGAUAGUGAUACCGGAUUGGAAUCCAUGUCCUCAGCAGAGGCAACAACAAAAGCUUGCUCGCUGUGCUUGGAUGGUGUCUCGCCGGGGAAUUUACUUGCAGGCCCCGCAGAAGCUAUGCAACAGGUUGAGAAUCUCCGGCAGGAAGUGACGCGCCUCAAGUGUGACAAACUUGACUUGCUGCGACAGAAUGUGAAUUGCCAGCGAGACAUUAAGAGGCUUCGGGAGAGAGAAUUAUCUCUUCAGGGUGAUUUAGCGGCUGCAGGAAAGGAAAUUUUGAGGCUACGUGAUCUAUUGAAAGAGUACAUGCCCAAUACAGCGGCUGAUCCACAUUCCAUCUCACCCAUGACUUAGGAGACAGUGUGCUUAAGCAAAGAAAGAAAAACUGCAUAAAUGUCAAUUAACUGUUUUGAAAACAAACAUAGAGAAUGUUUCCUAACAUUUAUUUAGAGACAAAAAGAGAGCUAAAAGGGCAUUUUCUUGUGCAAUAAGAUUUUUUUAGAGGCCCUUUGUUUUUUAAUGAAUUUUUCUUUUUGUCACCUUUGACCGUCUUCACUUAUUUGAAGAGGAGAAGAAACCUAUUUAAGUAAUUUUGAAGAUUAGGCUAAACACAAAAUGCACUCUGACCACUUUUUAUCGUCAAUUCUUGAAAAAUAAAUGGGAGCUUAUUAAGCAUACACACAGAGGAAUGAAAAUUCCUCGAAAAAAAUUAGCUUAAAAGUUAAUAUAUAUAGAAAAAGUUUUAAGAAGAAAAAAUAUAUAUUUUGAAAAUAUUUCUAAAAACUUAAUGAGGAAAAUCUACAGAAUCCAAAUAUUAGAAGAUUUAAGGAUAUUUUGCUGAGGAAUUUAUAUUGGAAUGUUUGCGUGAAUGAAUGAGCUGAAAUAUUUUCUACACCAUAAGGUCUCAUGAAUUUUUACGUGUAAUUAAAUAUCGCGUAGAUUUUCUUAUAGAAUUUACCAUCUAAUUUAUAAAAAAAAACUAAAGGAAAAAACACUGCAACAAGUUUUUAAGGAUGAAGAAAUAUUAACUGAAAGAGCCUAUUUAGAGAUAUUUAUACUUAACCUACCUACCUAUAUAAUUUAAAUAGGAAGAAAAUGCACAGAAAAAAAAGAUAUUUGAAUUAGAUAAAUGCACAUUUUGUAGGAAUUUAUAAUUCUUAAAUAGGAAAAAUUCUUGCGGAAGUAAAUAAGCUAAGAAAAUAUCCUUAUUUGUGUGCAAGAAAAUUGUUAAAUAUAAAAUUAAAUAGAAAAGUGAUAAACCAAAGUUUAACAAAAAAAAAGUAAUCCUAAAAUACAGCCUAAAGCCUAAAAGAUUUCUCUAAAUGUUUGUUGUAUUUCAUGGCUAUUCUUUCUUGAAGAAAAAAAGAAGAAUAUUUAAAAGCUCAACUGCAGCAAUUUAUGUUUAAAAAUUCUUUAAAAUUACUUUUUUGUUUUUUUUUUGGCUGCUUUAGUGGAAUAAAAGGAAACAAAAUCAUCUACAAAGUCAUAUAAACUCAAUAAUUAGGAGCUUUUGCAUUUUUUUUCAUCUAUAUUGCAUUACUUUUUUGUCAAAAUAUAUAUACUUGUUGCAGUGAAUACAUAGAAAAGAAGCAGAGAAAUUUCAUAUUGACUAAAAAUCAUUUUUUGAAUAAAAUAUUAUUCUUUCCCAUAUACCAAUCAUAACUGAAGAAAAAGCCUAUUUAAUGAUAGUUUUUUUAGGAAGAAUAUAAAGGAAAAAAGGAUGAAAUGUAUUUGAAUUAUAAUAAUUAUAAUUUAUAUAUGAAAUUAUAUUGAAAAAAAAAGUAAUUAUAUUGUUACAAAAAAUAUAUAUUAAUGAAUGAAAAAAAACACCAUUUUGUGUGUAUGAUGAAAAAAUAUAAAAUAAACAAGAUGAGGAAAGAAAUCAAAUGAAAAACCAAAGUUUAACAAAAAAAAGAGAUAAAAAGUACAAGAUUUAUCAAUGUUUAUGGUGUUUGGUGACUUUUCUCCUCUUUUAUGAACGUUCAGCAGGAUAAAAUUACAUACAAUGAGAAGCUCAAGAGAAGCGCUUUUUACCAUGAAAAUCUUGAUGAUUCGGAAUCAAUUAGAGGUGAAGAGAAGGCAAAAAAAAUUUUAGAGAAAUAAUAUAGAGAUCUUGUAUUAAUUGUUCACAGAAAAUCUAAUAAAAACCAUCAUGAAAUGUGAAA
Molecule: messenger RNA, 7006 nt
Organism: Lutzomyia longipalpis
Lineage: Eukaryota; Metazoa; Arthropoda; Insecta; Diptera; Psychodidae
Gene: RapGAP1
Product: rap1 GTPase-activating protein 1
Exons: 7
Coding region: 2925-5195 (756 amino acids)
Biological process (GO): regulation of small GTPase mediated signal transduction; activation of GTPase activity
Cellular component (GO): cytoplasm
Molecular function (GO): GTPase activator activity
Source: RefSeq, a predicted model, not a curated record